Molecule: messenger RNA, 3713 nt
Organism: Nothobranchius furzeri (turquoise killifish)
Lineage: Eukaryota; Metazoa; Chordata; Actinopteri; Cyprinodontiformes; Nothobranchiidae
Gene: large1
Product: LARGE xylosyl- and glucuronyltransferase 1
Biological process (GO): protein O-linked glycosylation via mannose
Cellular component (GO): Golgi apparatus
Molecular function (GO): xylosyltransferase activity; glucuronosyltransferase activity
Source: RefSeq, a predicted model, not a curated record
CUCACUCAGCGGACCGAACGGAACGGGCUUGUCACCGGCUGUUUGGACCUACUGUUUUUUAUGACCUGCAGUUCGGAACCGCUCUGCAUCAGGUAGAAGUUCCGCCUGUUGGCUGCAGCGGUUCUGCUCCCAGAUGACAGAAACCUGUUGGAGCAGUUACCUGAUUUGACCCACUAGUACGAGUCUUGUUCACGUGACGUCUGAGGUGACUUAAGGAGGUUGGACCUCCUGAUGCCAUGUCAGUGUCUGACCUGCAGCAGACAGAAAGCAGAACUCCAGUUUGGAGCAGCAGAAGCUGCUGCAGAAACAUGAAUCGGCCCGGACAACAGCUGCUCCCCACAUAGAGGUCGCCUCGCCUCUCUUCCCAUUUACUUCAGAGGAUGCUGGGAAUGUGUCGUGGGCGCAGGAAGUUCUUGGCGGUCUCCCUCGCCUUACUCUUUAUCCCAGCACUCACCUGGCUUUACCUGUCGGUUGGAAGUUUUCAAGUAAAGCCUCUCCCUCUGUCUCCACUGGAAGCCCAGUCGUCCGCUCCAGUGGGCGGAGCUGGCGAACGGCAGGCCUUAGAGCUGAGGGUCCGAGCGGUGGAGGAGGAGAACAAGGCGCUACGGCGCGAGCUCAGCCGGCCGCCCAGGAACCUGUCUGCACGCCUCCCGAGUGACGCGCGACGGGGAAACCAGAGCCGGCCUCACUCGGAAGAGGGCACGGGGGACAACGAGGGCCAGAGGAACGCUGCAGCAGGAAAUGGUUCUGACUGUGCGCAGCAGCCGGUCGUGGACAAGUGUGAAACCAUCCAUGUGGCCAUCAUAUGUGCAGGUUACAACGCGAGUCGAGACGUAGUGACGCUGGUCAAGUCAGUGCUGUUUCACAGACGGAACCCUCUUCAUUUCCAUGUCAUCACUGACUCCAUCGCUCAGCACAUCCUGUCGUCUCUGUUUCAUACCUGGAUGGUUCCUGCUGUCAAGGUGAACUUCUACGAUGCCGAUGAGCUAAAGUCAGAGGUGUCCUGGAUCCCUAACAAGCAUUACUCUGGGAUCUACGGUCUGAUGAAGCUGGUGCUCACCAAGACGCUGCCUUCAGACCUGCAGAGAGUCAUCGUUCUGGACACGGACAUCACUUUUGCCACUGACAUCGCUGAACUUUGGGCUGUCUUCCACAAGUUCAAAGGUCAACAGGUUCUGGGUUUGGUGGAGAACCAGAGUGACUGGUACCUGGGGAACCUCUGGAAGAACCAUCGGCCCUGGCCAGCUCUGGGCCGAGGCUUCAACACUGGGGUUAUUUUGCUCCUCCUUGAUCGACUACGGAAGCUGAGAUGGGAGCAGAUGUGGAGGUUGACUGCAGAGCGAGAACUGAUGGGCAUGCUGUCUACCUCUCUAGCAGACCAGGACAUCUUCAACGCCGUGAUCAAGCAGAACCCGUUCCUGGUCCACCAGCUGCCCUGCUUCUGGAACGUCCAGCUGUCGGAUCACACACGCUCUGAGAAGUGCUACAGAGACGUAUCGGACCUGAAGGUGAUUCACUGGAACUCUCCAAAGAAGCUGCGAGUGAAGAACAAACAUGUGGAGUUUUUCCGUAACCUGUAUCUGACCUUCCUGGAGUACGACGGGAACCUGCUGCGCCGUGAACUGUUCGGCUGUCCGAGUGAGGCUGACCACAACAGUGAGAACCUGCAGAAAACUCUUUCAGAACUCGAUGAGGACGAUCCGUGCUACGAGUUUCGCCGAGAGCGAUUCACCGUCCAUCGAACUCACCUGUACUUUCUACACUACGAGUACGAGCCGAGCUCGGACAGCACCGACGUAACUCUGGUGGCUCAGCUAUCUAUGGACAGGCUCCAGAUGUUGGAGGCCAUCUGUAAGCACUGGGAAGGUCCCAUCAGCUUGGCUCUGUACCUCUCCGAUGCCGAAGCCCAGCAGUUUCUACGAUACGCUCAGGGAUCCGAAGUGCUCAUGAGCCGUUGGAACGUAGGCUACCACAUAGUCUACAAAGAGGGACAGUUCUACCCUGUGAACCUGCUGAGGAACGUAGCCAUGCAGCAGGUCAACUCACCCUACAUGUUCCUAUCAGACAUCGAUUUCCUGCCCAUGUACGGCCUCUACGAGUACCUCAGGAAGUCGGUUGUUCAGAUGGACAUGGCCAACACCAAAAAGGCUCUAGUGGUCCCAGCCUUUGAGACAUUGAGAUAUCGUCUGUCCUUCCCAAAGUCCAAGGCUGAGCUGCUGUCUCAGCUGGACAUGGGCACGCUUUUCACCUUUAGGUACCAUGUUUGGACUAAAGGCCACGCACCGACUAACUUUGCUAAAUGGCGGACGGCCACCACACCCUACAGGGUGCAGUGGGAGGCCGACUUUGAGCCCUACGUGAUGGUGAGGAGGGACUGUCCCGAGUACGACCGCCGCUUUGUGGGCUUUGGCUGGAACAAGGUGUCCCACAUCAUGGAGCUGGAUGCACAGGAGUACGAGUUUGUGGUUCUGCCCAACGCCUACAUGAUCCACAUGCCUCAUGCACCCAGCUUUGACAUUACCAAGUUUCGCUCCAACAAGCAGUACCGGGUCUGCCUCAAAACCCUGAAGGAGGAGUUCCAGCAGAACAUGUCGCGGCGCUACGGCUUUGCCGCCCUCAAAUACAUGACAGCCGAUAACAACAGCUAGCUACCAGCGCAGACCCUCCCUUCCCCGGCACUGAACUACUGAUGCUGUCCAUGGGCUGAGGAAGGGGGUGGGCGGACAAAAACAUGGCUCGUGUGGGGCCCACCUGGAUUCUGGAGGACCCGAAUCCAUCAAGACUUUGACGGAACAUUUGAGCCUCAGUGUGGCUCUGCUGUAGAAGAGAUGAUGUAGGAGAAGGAUAUCUGUAAUGACUGGGGUGAGUGGGCGGGGCUUCAACAGGGAAGCCUUGUCCUAGCAGGGGGUCUGACUCCAGCUUAGUGCAGCCAUAUUUCAAACAGAACUGUGGGUUAUGUGUAACAUGACUGUGUGUGUGUGUGUGUGUGUGUGUGUGUGUGUGUGUGUGUGUGUGUGUGUGUGUGUGUGUGUGUGUGUGUGUGUGUGUGUGUGUGUGUGUGUGUGUGUGUGUGUGUGUGUGUGGAAUCCCUCCGCGGUUCGACUGACUUGAUCAUCAGCAGGCACUCGGAUGGCACAACCUUGUAGCUGAUUAGAAUCAGAAGAGCCCUGACUGGUGCGUGGACAUCCUGACCAGAUUCAGGAUGUCCACGUCCCUCUGAGCGUCCUGUUGGUCUUUUCUCUGUUCUGGUUCUGCAGAAUCCCAAAGCAGUUGUCAUGUUCAGGUUUUACUUUUUGAACUUCACACUGGCUGCAGGCCGAGGCCGUGAAGUUGCCUUUAAGCCCGACAACUCAAAGGACCAAUCGAUGAACUCUUUGUGUUUCUUUCCACCAAUCAGCAAGGUGAGAACAAGAGUAGGGGCGUGGGUUUUUCCUCGGAGGAGGACAAGAAAUGAUUUUUGUCAUGUGUGCCUCCCUAACUCUAACCCUGGUCAGAACACCUGCUGAAGGUCCCACAACUCAGACCAAGAUCUGGGUUCAGAUAAGACUCAGAAGACAGACUGCUGUGAAACUGGAGGCAAUGUCUCCCUCUCUCUGGUGUGUGUGAGUGUGAGGAAGCUGGAUGAGAGCUGUGUCUGAUGUUCAGCGUGUGUGAAGUUUGACUCUUUGUGUGGGUGUGCUGUAUGACUGAAUAAAGGCAUCAAGUCAAACUUU